This is a messenger RNA of Necator americanus (New World hookworm), 906 nucleotides long. RefSeq lists its product as uncharacterized. Lineage: Eukaryota; Metazoa; Nematoda; Chromadorea; Rhabditida; Ancylostomatidae. Bases 1 to 906 code for a protein of 301 amino acids. The transcript has 12 exons. The record is from RefSeq and is a predicted model, not a curated record.
AUGUAUGGGAAGCUUUCGCCAAAUAACAGUGCAGGAUAUAUAGAAUGUAUUUCGGAGAUCCUCUCGACGAUUCAAUCAUCCCAUUCAUGGCUCUAUCCGACUAAAUCACAUGGUAAACAUGAAACUGAGCUAAGUUCUGCUGUGCUAAAAGAUGUUAUCAACGAUAACCUGUUGACAACGGAAAUUUCAGCAACACAGGGAGGACCUAAAACGCUACCGAUUCCCUGUCCUGUGACAGUAUGGCCAGCAUAUUUGCUAUAUAAAUCACCACAAAUGAUAGAUGAGUUUUAUGGUUCACCAUAUCAAUGCGCAUAUGAAAGUUUUUGCCCAGAUCCAUGCUGUCAUGGGAUCCACUCCUCAUCGCCACUACUUUUCUCUCAAAAAUGUGCUCUGAACAAAUGUCUUCAUAAGGAUCGUUGUCAUAUUGAGGCAGCAUUCAAUGAUGACUUCACGGCGAUGCGUGUAAAUAAAUGGAAUAUUACAUGUCCAUGCGGAAAAGGCCUCAUGUACAGACCUGACAUUGAGUCAUGUGUUCAUUCCGAUCUCUGCAGCGAGCAUCAAAGAUGUCCCGCUACUUUUGACUGCGUAAACACCAUCGCUGACCCAGGUUACAAGUGUAUCUGUCAGCUAGGAUACAUGAAGAACGAUUUGGGGCAAUGUGUUCCAAUCGGUAUCUCAUCAUCUGCUUGGCACGGAUUUGCUUAUAGCGGUCCCGUAUCGCUCAGCUCAUAUCAUCAGACAUGUGAAGUUGACAGAAAGGAAUCUUUUCUGGGCCAUCUGUUACACUGGAUCUUUGAGAUCGGUGUUUUGCAUGUUGAGUGUCCACUACUCGAUGCCACUCUUGCCGCUGUCCUGUACAUAGCGGAUUUUUUUCACAGCUUGACAAAGAUUGCGGAUCUCACGUAG